UUUAACCCUCUUCCACAAGGAAACUGAAUCCCUAUUCCCUUCUAAUAUUUGGGGGUGUUUUUUCGUCAGAUACACACACACACAGAGUUAUAUGUAUAGUUCCAUCCAAUUGCAUCCUUUGAACAAUCUCAUUGAAUCUCUUCUUAGGGUUUUGUCUGUUUUACAAUUUAUUAUUCCGUAAUAAUCUCUGGUUAUGGCUGAUGAGUUUGCUUCUCAAGUCUGUUCUUGUGAUUCUGAAACACGAGAAAAGAGAUCGGAAGUAGAUGUAAUCCCUAACGACGAGAAGUUUGCUUCUCAAGUCUGUUCUUCUGAUUCUGAAACACGAGAAAAGAGAUCGGAAGUAGAUGUAAACCCUAGCAACGAGAAGGAGAAAAAUCAGUGGUUUGAUGAUGAUGAUGAUGAUGAUGGCUGCUUGACCCAUGACCAGUUAACCAUCUACUAUCAAAUGGUUCGCGACAGCCAAGGGUUUGAUGUUCCAGACUUUCCCCCUAGCGAAGAUUUUGGUCGAAUUAUGCCAAUUACAGAUCUCAAUAACGACCUUGAGAUGUUCGAGAUUACCAGAGACCUCUCAUGUUUAGCAAUUGAGGAAUACAAUGUCAAUAACGGUACAAAAUACAAGUUUGAUCACGUUGAGAAGGCUAACCUUGUAGGUGUUGCUGGUUACAUCUUCUACAUUACUUUUGAGGCCAAGGAUGGUGAUGAUGAUGAUGAUCACUCUAAAACUUUUCAAACUAGGGUUUUCAGGGGAUUUCGAGGAGAUGUUGAGGUCUUCUCUUGUGACCCAAAACCUACCUAAUCAG
This is a messenger RNA of Cornus florida, 800 nucleotides long. Its product is annotated as UPF0725 protein At1g23960-like. NCBI's taxonomy places the organism in Eukaryota, Viridiplantae, Streptophyta, Magnoliopsida, Cornales, Cornaceae. The record is from RefSeq and is a predicted model, not a curated record. The transcript has 3 exons. Gene Ontology annotation, molecular function: cysteine-type endopeptidase inhibitor activity. The coding region runs from base 194 to 796 and encodes 200 amino acids.